This is a messenger RNA of Spea bombifrons (plains spadefoot toad), 695 nucleotides long. RefSeq names its product histone H1A-like. Bases 12 to 695 code for a protein of 227 amino acids. Gene Ontology annotation, molecular function: structural constituent of chromatin; nucleosomal DNA binding; double-stranded DNA binding. NCBI's taxonomy places the organism in Eukaryota, Metazoa, Chordata, Amphibia, Anura, Pelobatidae. Gene Ontology annotation, cellular component: nucleosome; nucleus. The record is from RefSeq and is a predicted model, not a curated record. The transcript has 2 exons. Gene Ontology annotation, biological process: chromosome condensation; negative regulation of DNA recombination; nucleosome assembly.
CGAUCGGCAGCAUGGGGAGGUUUCAGAAACGGCGUCCAAUCAUAGACUCGCAGACUACCGCUCAUGAACCAAUGAAUGUGCGGCAGCUCGUCUAUAAAAGCCAAACUUCUGGCGGUUUAACCCCGUGUUUACGUGCGAUUGCAACUCUUUCGUGGCGGGAUCCAGGCAGUGAGAUGACCGAGACAGCUCCUUCCCCGGCGACUCCGCCGGCAGAAACCUCUGCCAAGAAGAAACAGCCGAAGAAGCCGGCAGCUGCAAAAAACCGUCCUGUGAAGUCCGGUCCCAGUGUCUCCGAGCUGAUUGUGAAAGCGGUCUCUGCGUCCAAGGAGCGCAGCGGAGUGUCUCUCGCAGCUCUUAAAAAAGCACUCGCUGCUGGCGGCUACGACGUAGAAAAGAAUAACAGCCGCCUGAAGCUCGCUCUGAAGGGUCUGGUGUCUAAAGAGACCCUGAUCCAGCUGAAAGGAAGCGGUGCUUCUGGUUCUUUCAAGCUGAACAAGAAGCAGCUGGAGAGCAAAGAGAAGACAUCAAAGAAGAAGGAAAUUCCCGUAAAGCCUAAAAAAGCAGCCCCCAAAAAGCGAGAAGGGGGGGCGUGGGUUUUGGAGCACCUCUGGUGUGUGCUUUCCAACUUAAUUCUUCACACAGAAGGUUCUUUUCAGAACCAUCAUAUCCUCCGAAAAAGAGAAAAUAGGCGUUGA